Messenger RNA from Macrobrachium nipponense, 6154 nucleotides. It is a transcript of the gene CenG1A, whose product is annotated as centaurin-gamma-1A-like. Gene Ontology annotation, biological process: activation of GTPase activity. Gene Ontology annotation, molecular function: protein binding; GTPase activator activity; GTPase activity. NCBI's taxonomy places the organism in Eukaryota, Metazoa, Arthropoda, Malacostraca, Decapoda, Palaemonidae. The record is from RefSeq and is a predicted model, not a curated record.
AUUCCUUCGUCAACUCACAAGAAUGGACCCUGUCCAGAGGGGUACCAGACCUCCGUUUGGGUAUUGUGGGCUCUCUCUCCUCGGGCAAAUCAGCCUUGGUGCACAGGUACCUGACGGGCUCCUACAUGCAGGAGGAAUCUCCGGAGGGCGGGAGGUUCAAGAAGGAGAUCGUUCUAGAGGGGCAGUCCACCUACCUGCUCCUCAUCAGAGAUGAAGGUGGACCUCCUGAGUUGCAGUUCACGGCGUGGGUCGACGCCGUCAUCUUCGUGUUCAGCCUGGAGAACGAGUCGUCCUUCAACGCCAUCUACAACUACUACGCCAAGAUGGCCCACUACCGAAAUACGGCGGAGGUGCCGCUCAUACUCGUUGGGACUCAAGAUGGCAUAAGUGAAAACAACCCCAGAGUCAUAGACGAUGGGAGAGCGAGGAAACUGGCCUCCGAUCUCAAGAGAUGUUCGUAUUAUGAAACCUGCGCCACUUACGGUCUCAACGUGGAGAGGGUCUUUCACGAUGCUUGUUCCAAAAUUGUGGCGCAAAGGUUAAGUCAGCAAGGCGUAACUCCCAACAACUCCAGACCGGGAACCCCAACCCACCUGCUACGUUAUCCUUCUUCCAACAAUGGCUACCCAGCCUCCUCGUAUUCUAUAUCCGGUCCCCUAACUCCUCAGAUCACCACCACUGGCCAGCAGGUCACACCCAUAUCUGGGACGUCUCCCAGUCAUGUUUUGUCUAAUACGAUUUCCAAGGAUGCAACUCUCAGAUCUGGUCAUCACGGCAGUGGGGCAGAGCUGACGGGCAUGACCAGGACAGAUUCGUUUCGCGACGAUGGGUUCAAACGGGUAAGCGCGCCGGGUGCCGUUACCACAGCCCCCUUCAUAGCACCACCUCCCCCGCCUUCUGCGGCAGCUCCACCACCGCCUUCCGCAAACAUCAUGGAUGCUCUUCCGACCCCUCGCGAGAACAAGGACCUCCCAACUCCCAGUUCGACGCCAACGACCACCAGGAAGAGCAGGAGAAAAUCGAAUUUGUUCACCCCGUCGAAGAAGAGCGACGAGAAGGACAAGUCCAAGAAUGGAGAAGUUGGGAGUGGGAGGUCGAUCCCUAUAAAACAGGGUUAUUUAUACAAGAAGUCCAACAAAGCUCUAAAUAAGGACUGGAAGAAGAAGUAUGUCACCCUCUGUGAUACAGGAAGGCUCACCUAUCAUUCUAGUCUUCACGAUUACAUGGAAGAUGUUCACGGAAAGGAGAUCUCUCUGCAAUACACGACCGUCAAGGUUCCUGGAAUGAAGCCCAGGGGAUCGAAGGUGGUCGGUGCUGGAGGAGAACAGUUGAAUUCGGACAUGCAGACUCUCUCCUUAGCUUCUUCUACGCCUGGCCCUCCUCUCUCAGCCAGAACCUCCCUGGGUGGAACCUUACAGUCAAAUAAAGAUAAGGUUACUCUCAUGUCGUACGAGACGCUCAAUGACCCAGCAGGAAUGAAUGGACUGGACUCAUCAAGCAUCUCCUCGAAAAUUGAGACUCCUAACGUCAAGAAAAGACACAGAAGAAUGAAGAGCAGUGGAAAUAAAAAUGCUGAAUGUGAAGAUUCAGAAGGGUACGAGUUUAGCCUUGUUUCAUUAGACAAUAAACAGUGGCUUUUUGAAGCCGUCAGUCAAGAGGAGAGGGAUGAGUGGGUGACGGCCAUUGAACAGCAGAUUCUGUCGUCCUUACAGGGGAACGAAUCCAAUAAAAGCAAAGCGAGACAGACGCUCUCCAUUGACCCUCAGACAAUUUUAGCCAUUAAAAACCAGGUUCCUGGGAACACGAACUGUGUAGAUUGUGAUGCUCCAAAUCCAGAGUGGGCUAGUAUCAACCUGGGAGUGUUGAUGUGCAUUGAAUGUUCUGGUAUUCACAGAAACCUUGGCUCUCACAUUUCUAAAGUGCGGUCUUUGGAUCUUGAUGAAUGGCCGCCUGGACCAUUAGCCGUCAUGAUGUCGUUGGGUAACGAAUUGGUGAAUGCAACGUGGGAGGCAAACUUACGUGGUCAGACGAAACCAAAUCCACGUUCUAGUCGUGAAGAAAAAGAAAGGUGGAUAAGAGCUAAAUAUGAAUUGAAAGAAUUUAUUGCUCUUCCACAAUCAGGAAUCUCCAUACAAGAACAACUUGUUGACUGUGUCUGCCGGGGAGACGUGCAGAGAUUAUCAGCCUUAUUGCCCCAUGCUGGAGAGGCAGUCAACAGCCCCAUAGCACCUCAUCGUGACUUGAGAACCCCUCUUCACCUUGCAGCUGCUGUUCCAUCUCUGCCUUGUGUUCAGCUCUUAUUAUGGUAUAAUGCUAAUGUCAAGACCUGUGAUGCUGAGGGAAGAUCGUGUCUUUUCUACGCCCGUAGUGCGGGAGACAAAGAAGUCAUUGACCUUCUAAUACAAAAUGGCUGCCCGUCGGACGGGAGCGGCGUCGCUGGACACCCCAAGCCUCCUCUGACUCCCCACACUCCCCUGGGUGGGCCCUCCCUGUCCUCUCAUUCGACUUCAACACUGCCACUUACCUCACAACCUUCCACGUUACCUCGGCGGAAAGGGUCCAUAAGUCGCAAACCAGAAAUACUAGAUAAACUACAAGCUAGUGUCAUAUAAAUACUAUUUAUAUUCAAGAAUAAUGUUAUUGAAAUUAUAUUUCACCCCCUCCCCUUCCUUAUUGUAAGGCAUGGUUGUAUAUAUAUAAAUAUAUAUAUAUAAAAUAUAUAUAUAGAUAUAUUAUAAACAAAUCCAUAUACAUAAAAGAAUGUACCAAAGGCUGAAUGCGAGUGAGAAUUAUUAGAUUUUAUGUAGGGAUGGAAUGAUUGUUAACCAGAUUAAAAUAGGAGGACCGUGCAAACCGAAGGCAAGGGUAUCUCUCUGUGGAACCUUCUUUGCACUGUAUGAACAUAACUUUAUAUAGAUAUAUAUUACCUGUACAGCAAUUUUUUUUAUUUAGUACAAUUAUAAACAUUUAUUUAUACAGAUAAAGUAUAGCUCUUUAUUUUCAGUCAGCAUAGUCCUUCUUUUUUUUAAAAUUUGGAUUGCACUUCCUUCUAUUAUAAUUUGCUGAAUAUCCUGCUCAAGACAGAAGUGGAUCAAGCCAAAGUUUAUGUACUGUACAUCCCUUUAGUUGUAGUUAUAGUUGUAGUAGCCAUAGUUGUAAUCAAGAGCUCAAGUAAUUGUGGCAAGGCUCGAGACGUCUUUUUGAUACACAUGCCCGCACUGCAUGAACUCCGGACGGAGUAGGGUUCGACAGGAGUCCAGGCACUCGAGUCUCUGUAAGUCAUCGGUGAAGGUAGCUGGAUUGUCAUCCUUUGGAGGAGAGGUAUGGUUUAUGUACAGUAUGUGUUUGCAUCAACAACAUCGCAUCAGCGGUGAAAUGCCAGAAGAGGAAGCUUUGGCAGAUUUGGCGCUGGUGUGGUGUUCUUUACUUUGCUUGUAGCGUAUAAGCAUUGGAGAACAUUUGUGUACAAAUCUUGUUUCUGAAUUCAUCAUCAUAGUCAUUGUAUAUUUGUAAAUAUAAAGUGAAUGUUUAUAAGUUCUUCUUCCGUAGAUUUGUGUUACUUAGUCUUCAAAAUGCUACUCUUUUUAUUGUGGCCUAAGAGUAGGAGACAUUUUACACUCGAGCCUUUUAUAUAUUAUGACGUAACCUCCUCUGUGUCUCUAUACACCCUCACAAUUACAGUCAGUGGCACUUAUUGAUGCAUUAAGUGUUGACCAGAAAUUAUAAAUCUUUUCAGUGUUUACUGUCUUCAUUUUCUGGUUUCUUCAAAUGCCUAGUAAUUUGAAUUGGAAGUGAGUGUAAGGUACAAUUGAUUACACCUGUAUAUGAGGCACCAGAAUGCAUUGAGUAGUCACCGAACCUGGAUUACGGUAGUUAAGAAAUUAACAAAAGGUGUAGAUAUUAUUUUUGCCCUCCCUUUUGCUAUGUAACUAUUUUGAUAAAAAGUUUGUCUGCAUCAUCUCAAGGGUUACUGAAGAUAUUGUUUAAUUUUAAUUUUUCUCUUGCCUGUCAUCCGCCUGCCUUGACCCUGUUUUCUGUUGGCGUAUAUAUACUCAAGCCUUAAGUCCAAAGUCCUUUCCAUAUCUUGCAUUGAGGCAGUGGCCUACCAGGCUGUAAAUCACAAGAUAAGUUUGUUAGUUGCUGUACGUUAAACCCAAUUCUUCCUCUUAUUCAAAUUAAAGUUCAUUCAUGGUCACCUAGAUUACUGCUUUUUUGGAAUAAUUACAACAGCAUUAGCAAAACAGUGACUAGUAGUGUGACAUUAACUCAUACUGUAAUCUCAGUAGUCUAUCUUUGAGUUGCACUUAUUUUCUAUUUAAACUGCCUAAUUUUUUUGGUAGGGUUUUGGAGACUUGGCAGCUCUUAUUCUGCAAUUUCUGACUAAAAUACACUCGAGAAGGUGCUUAACUAAUAAUAGACAUUGGUAGUUUAAAGAAUGUAGAGGCAAUGAUUAAUGAAAUGAGCUUACUUAAACGUUCGGACAUUUUUUUUUUCAAUUUUAUCAUUCAUAGUGGGCCAACAUAGGACUGGUGAUGUAUUUCCAAUUUUAUUGUCAUAGUUUGUUGCCAAGGAAGAUUUGUUCAAGUACUUGUAUGAGUUAUUGUGUGUAUGAUGAACAUAUAUACUUUUCAGGGGUGAGAAUAUUCUUAUGGUGUCAACAUAUUUAUCAUAAUGCAGUUUUGUUUAUUCAUGCUUAUAUUUUGAUUGGCAGAUAUGGUAGCUUCUAACUUUAACUCGGGAGACGUGGUGAUUUAUCAUGGUUAUUAUCAUCCAGUCCUGCAAAUGAUAUUUUGAAGUAUAUUUACUUUUUAUUAAUACAUUUAUUUUUCAGAAUAAUUUUUAUGAAUACAUUAGCUCAUAAAUGCUUUAAUGAAAAAGUUAACAGCUUUGGAUCCUGAAAUACUUCAAAGAUAACAAUUAUCAUAUACGUAUAGGCAUGAGGGAUCUCUGUUGCAAAUAACAAACAGUAGGAAGCAGUAGUGCUCAGGUAUUUAUAUCAUCAGCUAAUGUACACACACCUUCAUUUUAAGUAACCUGAUCUUUUAGUUUUAACAUUUUAUAUCUUUUUCCUUCUCUCUUUCUUCAGAAUUACAUCAUGUUUUUGUUUGCAAAACUGUUGCAGCUGCUGUUUGCAUUCUUGACUGUUAUUCGAGGUGACAAAAUAGUUACAAAGUGUAGCCAAUACGAUGCUAUAGGACGAGCUGUAAUUGCUGUGUUUUGCGGUCAUUAGCUGCAGGUACUCAUCUUUCUCAAAAUACUCUCUUUUUUUUAUUAUUAUUUUUUUCAUUUGUUGUUGUUGAUUAGCACAGUAUUCUGUUACGCAUAUUUUCUAUAAGUUGCAGCUCUGUAUAUUCCUGGGAAUUGCAGAUGAGGAGUGCAGUUUGAUGUGUAAUGUCAGUUUAUUUAUAAUUUGGGAAUUUAUAUAAAACCUGCUGUUAAUGUUUUAAAGAUUACCCCCUGUAUUAAAAGUCCUUUACAUUUUUGAUUUAUCAAAAUUACAUUUAAAAUUACCUUAGGUUAUUUUGCUUUUGUAUUUGCAGAAAUUAUACUUUAAAUGAACUUGUUUUGCAAAAUAAUUUAGUACAUUUCGCAGUACUGUACAGCUAAGUGUACUUCCAGGCCAAUUUUGGGACGAGUAUGAUCUUUCAAGCACUUGUAUUUACUUUGAGAAACAAUGUUUAGUAAAAUACUCUUCCCUUUCAUUGUAGUACUGACUGUAUUAAGCUAAACACAUACUAUAGAACACAAUUUGUAUGUGAACAAGUGUGUGAUAUAAAUAAUUUGGUAAUUAUUCGUACGUGUUAAAUUUAGAGUUUACAAGUUCUUUGUGGAAAUUUUUUCUACUUUGUUUAAUAUAGUGUGAUGAAUUUGUAUAAAGGUGGGUCUAAUGAGGUAUAAACCCCAGCAGCUAAUGUAAUAAUAUGCCUUUGAAGUUUAUUAUUCCCAGGAAUUAAAAUCUUAUUCAUAUUUACAAAAUGAAAGUUCAACAUUGGUAAAAAAUUUGUUUUGAAAUCCAUAUAAGCUUGGAUGCCUUUGCUGAUUAUUAUAUAUAUAUUUUUUUUUAUUAAUGAAAGACAAGUGGACACAUGGACGCAAAUUCCUUAAAUGGUAACUGGUAUUUAUUUUAAAUUUAUCAAUAAAGGAAAUGUUAAUA